CUGGUAUACUGUUUGGAAGGCAUUCAUGAGAGAGAAUUACACAUGGAAAACAUACUAGUACUGUUGGUGUAUUCUCACUUAGUGUGUUGCAGGAAAGAUCUCCCUCUGACUGCUGAUCUUGUUUCCAUGGAAACGACACCAUAACGCUGUGGCUAACUCACUCAGUGACGUUCACUUGUCCCCAGCCCAAACUGUUAAACGGAGAGCAGGAUGUCGGAGGGAGAGGAGGCCGGGGUGCUGUCGGAGGGAGAGGAGGCCGCGGCGAUGUCGGAGGGAGAGGAGGCCGGGGUGCUGUCGGAGGGAGAGGAGGCCGCGAAUGAGGAUGGACAGGAGGAAAAUAUGUCCGAAAAAGAGGACCAGAUCGAGCCAUGCCCUCUGACCAAGGAGAUUCUGAUCCCCGGUUUGUCUCUUUUGUGUCGCACCGGGAACGGCCUGGCACACGCCUUCGUUAAGCUCCAACUGGAAAACAGACGUCUGACAGACAUGGCCCUGGUCAGCUCAUUUGUCCACCUGCGUUUCCUGGACGUGUCAUCCAACCACCUCUCUGACCUUUCACCCCUGGCUGCCCUCACACAGCUGCUGUGGCUGAAGGGCGAUGGUAACAUGGUGGCCGGGUUCAGAGGUCAGCCCCUGGGUCAGCUGACAUACCUACAGUGGCUGAGUCUGGCCCUGAACCGCCUCAAAGACCUGGAAGGCCUAGAAGGCCUCGGCCUAGAGAGCCUCAACCUCAUUGGUAACGGUAUCCAGAGGGUGUCGGGGUUACGGUACCAUCACCUGAUCAACCUGGUGACUCUGGAACUGAGAGGAAACAAACUGGAGACCACCGACGGGAUAUAUCUGCCCAACCUCCGACGCCUCUACCUGGCCCAGAAUACUAUCAAGCGCCUGGAGGGUCUGGGUAAGCUGGAGCGUCUGACCACCCUGCACCUACGAGACAACCAACUGGAGACUCUAGAUGGCAUCAGUCCCAACAUGAAGUCCCUGCAGUACCUCAACAUCAGGGGUAACCUGGUGUCUGCCCAGCGUGCCUUGCGUAGUCUGGUGGGCGUAUCCAGGACAUUGCGAGCGCUGGUCCUAGCGGAGAACCCUCUCGUGGAGACGGAGGACUACCGUCUGUGUGUCCUGAGCCGCCUGCCGUUGCUGGAGCGCCUCGACAAGGAACCCAUCUCUCCUGAGGAGAAGUCUGAGGCCCAGGAGAAACUCAGGGAGUUUAAUGAUGAGGUGUCUGUUGGGGCAGAGGAAUACUAACUCACCAUCACCCAGUGACUCCUCUCCCAGUUAAUCCUCUCCCAGUGACUCCUCUCCCAGUCACUCCUCUCCCAGUGACUCCUCUCCCAGUGACUCCUCUCCCAGUCACUCCUCUCCCAGUGACUCCUCUCCCAGUCACUCCUCUCCCAGUCACUCCUCUCC
This is a messenger RNA of Oncorhynchus nerka (sockeye salmon), 1410 nucleotides long. It is a transcript of the gene lrrc23, whose product is annotated as leucine rich repeat containing 23. Gene Ontology annotation, molecular function: protein binding. NCBI's taxonomy places the organism in Eukaryota, Metazoa, Chordata, Actinopteri, Salmoniformes, Salmonidae. The record is from RefSeq and is a predicted model, not a curated record. The coding region runs from base 211 to 1248 and encodes 345 amino acids. The transcript has 10 exons.